CCGUCGGAGGCUGUACAAAGUCUCAGGUCCACGUGGUCCGCUUGCUUUCCCUCGCCUCGCCUGUCGCGCCUCGUCUCAAACAAACUGCCCGCGCCGGGGUCGAGUCCUCCCAAAACCUUAAACUCGCGCGGGUAUGAUGAUCUGAUCCCACAUGGGAUGUGCCGGAGUCGGAGGUCUCAGAGGCGCCAAAAAAGAUUCUUAGCUCCCGUCCUCGAGAUAUAUUCGUCUUCAAAGGACAUGGUUGCCAGCCGUCCGAUACUUGUACGCCGGGGCUGAUCUCUUUAUCGUCCUCAUCAACCUCAUUGCUCCAUUCGAUCCCUUCAAAACGACCAUACAGCCAACCCGCUGUCCAACAAUCCGAUCGCAAAUCACGCAGACUUGGUGAAACGAUGAUCUUGCCCAUUAUUGCGAGGAUCCGCCCCCGGAACCUGUUUACCGGCUCGGUACUGGUCUUUCUAGCCGUCACUUUCUACACCUAUCCCGGUGGACAACUUGCGCCCAGCACAAGUCUAUCAGAUCACCAGGGAGCCGCAGAGAUCAACGACUUGGACGGACGAAAUUGGUGUAGCGUCGAUGAUAUCGUCAACGGGCACUGGGUUGAAUCACCCCCCGUCGAGUCGAUCGAGCAGUUGCAACAAAAGUUCUUCCACCACUUCAACCGUCGGAUGCGAUGCGAUCCCAUCACAGUGAACCCGGGCCAGACCGACAAGGAAGCCAUGGAACAACGAGCUAUGCAGAUCGGUAGUCCCACUUUCGUGCCGAGAGGAGAAGGCUGUCUCGUCAGGCAGACGCCAUGGCGGGAUAUGAUCAAGAUGAUUCUGAGGAUGCCUGCUGGGGUGACUGUGAUCGGAGAUUCCAUUGGCCAGCAAUUGAUCGGGACCUUUGAAAACAUGCUAUUACAAGCCGACGGACUCGUCAAGGAUCACUCCAACUCGGUCUGGGAUAGGACCAUCUACAUGGACCCGUCCAAGCCAGAAACAUUACAACUGUUGGAAGAAGCCGGCGUCUCCAUAAAACGCCUCGAGGUCCCCCUGGUCACGCACUGGAGGACGCAUCAUCUCGGGAACAAGACGGACCUCGAUGUCGGGUUCGCCUCGAUCGAGAAAUACGAGCGGGCGCCGUAUGAACCCGUCGAGUGGUUCGAAAUGUUCCACGAGAACCUUCGCAAGAUGUACGGCCUGCUGGACGACCAGGAUCAGGAUCAAGGUGGAGAGGGUCUGUUCACGAGGGACGACGUGCGACCGGAAGAUUCGGUCAUCAUCAUGCAGACGGGUCCUCAUUGGACGGAGCACGAGUUGGGACACGACAUGUCCAACGAAGAUGCCUUGUCUGGGUUCAAGAACAUGGUGGACAUGACCGAGAGUCGGUUACGGGCACUGCCUUAUCCCGUCAACAUCUUGUGGCAAACGAUCGCAUCACCGCAUAUCGAUUGUCAAGCCGCGACUCGAUUCGAGAACCAGCGUGAUGAUAUCUCCUCACCGUUGGACGUGAACAAAGCCGCCCCUCACAAUCAUGAUCGGAUGGCUUUGAUGAACGAAUACUUGCGAUCGAAAUUCUCCGCCGAUCGUCAACGUCCUUCUUCUUGGCUGUCCAACCUACUACUACCGGGAUCUUGGAGGACUGCAUCGGUAUCACAUACCGUCCGCCUCACCGACGUCUGGCCGCUCUCGGUCAAACGUCCCGAAGCCCACACUGUUCCUCACAAGGGAGACUGCUUGCAUUACUGCGAGACUGGGGUACCGGACGAGUGGUUCAAGCUCUGUUGGCAUAUGAUCAUGGAGGACGAGAAGAACCGGGAUUACGAAUACAGAGGGGUACCUGCUUCGAACUCAUAAGCCGAUCCGGGGAACGGCCGCUUCGAAGGGUCAUCGAUUUUGUAUGGGGUUUCUAGGAUGACGACCCAGUAAUGGAUAUGCCUGAUGCGAAUCAGAGGUUGACGACGGAUUACAUAUACCAUAUACCAUAUACCAUAGGAUAGAGUUUCAGACGAUUGUAAACGGAUAUCUUCGUGAUCUAGAUAGAGGACCAUGUCAUCUUGUAACAGGGAACGUAUAGCACAAACGUGUAUAUCAAUGCCGAUUUUCCCGCAGGUCAUUGCGCCC
Filobasidium floriforme is the source of this 2102-nucleotide messenger RNA. RefSeq lists its product as uncharacterized. The record is from RefSeq and is a predicted model, not a curated record. Bases 390 to 1835 code for a protein of 481 amino acids. NCBI's taxonomy places the organism in Eukaryota, Fungi, Basidiomycota, Tremellomycetes, Filobasidiales, Filobasidiaceae. The transcript is spliced from 8 exons.